AUGGAUAACCAAGCUGCACCCAUACCCCUUGCGACCCUAUCAAUCAGAGAUUCCCCCGAGAUCCAGUCAGUCGUCGCAAAAGACAAUGUUCUCCUGCGAGGUAAGCAGCUCGACAUCAAGGACAGCAAAGAGCACCUCUCGACCCUCUUCAUCAGCUUGGACGUUAACAUAGCUGCGCUGUGUGCAUCAGCGACGUCGCUAGUGGAGAAAAAAUGCAUCGCAGCAUAUCGGUCCAAAAUCCAGGGCGGCCAGCAUUUCGUUGGUAGACAGUCUCCUGUACCCAUAGUGGCGGCUGACCCGCCUACAGCUCAUCCUGCUGGAGGGGAGAAAACACGCGGGAAUGAGAAACCGCUGUGGAUGAGGCGGCGGAGCCAGAUGAUCCUUUCCGAGGCCGCAACGCUGGAGUUCCUCUGCAAGCGCGUCAAGUCCAUUCCAGUGCCCCGAGUGUAUGGGUACGAUUUGGACGAGCACUGCCGCAUAGGCGCUGCGUACCUCCUCCUGAGCAUUAUGCCGGGUCGCUCGUUGGACGAUGUUUGGCCAAACCUGUCACAAAGGCAGAAGAUGGAAAACACCAUCCCCGAGCUCGCCAGAAUACUCUCCGAUCUUAGCAAUAAUCCCGUCGGAGAAUGUGGUAGUAUCUACCACGGUGCAGAUGGAACCUUCACCUUCGGGCCCUUCGGAACCGCUCAGGACUACCUUACCGCCCUGGUCGAGGGGCAAGAUUUGGAGGAGCCGCCAGCGGAGGUAGAUCAUGCGGGACACCACGCUGCCGUGACCAUGAUUGCCCAGCGAACCCGUGAUGUAAAAUGGGAGGAAAAUCAUGUCUUGGUCUAUCCUGAUUGGGAACAUGUCAAUAUCCUGAUCGACGAGGAAGGACAUGUUAUAGGAGUCAUCGACUGGACCGGGGCAACCGCCUUACCAACCCUGACAGCCACACCAAAGUUGCCCCACGGUUUGUUGGAUACGGACGGGAUGUUUGAACGGGCUUUGGAGGAGGCGUUCUACAAUCAGCAGCCCGAGCCGUGUGCGUGCAAGGCUGAGGCCGAACGUCUGCGCCUCUACUGGACGAUCGCGAUUCUUGGCAGGCCGCUGAAGAGGGAAGAAGCGGAAUAUAUGAGGCGCCAUUCGGGUGGGAAGGUAGCCAUUGAGGAGUUCUGUUUGGACAGUGAGGUGCAUACUAUUUGA
This is a messenger RNA of Dacryopinax primogenitus, 1185 nucleotides long. RefSeq lists its product as uncharacterized. Lineage: Eukaryota; Fungi; Basidiomycota; Dacrymycetes; Dacrymycetales; Dacrymycetaceae. The coding region runs from base 1 to 1185 and encodes 394 amino acids. The transcript is spliced from 8 exons. The record is from RefSeq and is a predicted model, not a curated record.